AUGGAAACUAUAGACCGCAGCUCAUUAGCUAACGCGACAGAACAAGGCAACUACACCAGAACCAAUAGGAGCAGCUUGCUUGAUCGAUUAUCUUCCCCUAUCGCAUCUGCCUCGUCAACCAAGAGUCUACCUAGCGAACUUAUCGGUUAG
Puccinia graminis f. sp. tritici CRL 75-36-700-3 is the source of this 150-nucleotide messenger RNA. RefSeq lists its product as uncharacterized. NCBI's taxonomy places the organism in Eukaryota, Fungi, Basidiomycota, Pucciniomycetes, Pucciniales, Pucciniaceae. The coding region runs from base 1 to 150 and encodes 49 amino acids. The record is from RefSeq and is a predicted model, not a curated record. The transcript is spliced from 2 exons.